Phascolarctos cinereus (koala) is the source of this 2613-nucleotide messenger RNA. It is a transcript of the gene TMEM106B, whose product is annotated as transmembrane protein 106B. Gene Ontology annotation, biological process: dendrite morphogenesis; lysosome localization; lysosomal transport. Gene Ontology annotation, cellular component: lysosomal membrane. The record is from RefSeq and is a predicted model, not a curated record. Lineage: Eukaryota; Metazoa; Chordata; Mammalia; Diprotodontia; Phascolarctidae.
AGAAAAGGGAGAAAGGUACAAAGGACCGAUAGCUUGUGCUCAUGCGCAUCUCCCUUGAGGUUUUUUUUUUCCCCACUUUGAAGGAUCAGGUCAAGAAGUCAAGGACCGGCAGCCCAAGCGCAUGCGUUUCGCGGUGACUGAUGCUAGAGCCAAAGCCAAACCAAAAUAAUGAGGGAAGCGCCUGCAUGUGCACAUGCGCACAUCCGGGUACAAGGGUGGUCUAGCGAGCAGUCUUGGAAUUCAGGCCUGAGGGCUCAAAUGCAUGAGCAUAUCCAUGACUGAUGCUGACCCUAAAAUAUAUCCAGGCGCGGAGGAAUGAUGUCAUAGGCGCCUACGCACUGUGUCUCCUGAUGUAAACAGCGGCUUCCAGGUGUCAGACAUGGGUAAAUCCUUUUCUCACUUGCCUUUGCAUUCAUGUAAAGACGAUGGUUAUGAUGGAAUGACAUCGUCUGAUAAUAUGAGGAAUGGCUUCAUUCAUUCCGAAAGCCAUAAUGAAGAUGGGAGGAAUGGAGAUGUUUCUCAGUUUCCAUAUGUGGAAUUCACCGGAAGAGACAGUGUCACUUGCCCUACAUGUCAGGGGACAGGCAGGAUCCCCCGAGGCCAGGAAAAUCAGCUUGUGGCAUUGAUUCCGUACAGCGAUCAGAGACUAAGGCCAAGAAGAACAAAGCUCUAUGUGAUGGCGUCUGUGUUUGUGUGUCUGCUCCUUUCUGGGCUGGCUGUUUUCUUCCUGUUUCCUCGCUCCAUUGACGUGAAAUAUGUCGGCGUUAAGUCAGCAUAUGUCAGUUUUGACGACGAAAAGAGGGUGAUCUACUUAAAUAUCACAAACACCCUGAAUAUAACAAACAACAACUAUUAUUCUGUGGAAGUCGCAAAUAUCACAGCACAAGUCCAGUUUUCAAAAACUGUUAUUGGAAAGGCACGAUUAAAUAAUAUCACCAACAUUGGACCACUAGAUAUGAAACAGAUUGAUUACACAGUUCCUACCACUAUAGCAGAUGAAAUGAGUUAUAUGUUUGAUUUCUGCAAGCUGAUCUCCAUCAAGGUGCACAACAUCGUGGUCAUGAUGCAAGUGACCGUGACAACUACCUACUUUGGGCACCCUGAGCAAACCUCCCAAGAGCGGUACCAGUAUGUCGACUGUGGAAGAAACACCACCUACCACCUGGGCCAGUCAGAGUAUCUGAACGUGCUGCAGCCACCCCAGUAGAUGCUCCACAGCCCUCCAGCGCUCGCUCGCAAAGACCCCCGCCUCACCUGCGCAGGCAGACCUCAAGUUCACUCUGUUGUCACAGGGGUACAGUUAAAAAUAUGUAGGCGUGCACUUGCUGAAACUUCUUCUCUCUUGUGGUGUUGUAUUUCCUAAUAAUAACCAACAUUUAACGUAGUGCGCUAGGACUCGCCAGGCGCUCUCCAUGUAUAUUAUUUCUGUGCUUUGGUCCCCAUGACAACUCUGUGUGAUGAUUAUUGCUGGAACUGUUCAUCCCCAUUUCACAAAGGAGGAAACAGUCUCAGAAACGUUCAGUGACCUUGCACAGGCACAGCUAAGAAGAAUGGGAAUGGUACUUAACCCAGACCCCUCCUGGCUUCUCGGAUCUCACUCUUUCUCUCUCUGAGACCCUGCCUGUUUCUACUAGAAACUUCCACGGGAAAGGUGAGGGUCGAGCUUGUUGCCUGGGAGUAGUGUUACGGGGACCUGUGUUUCUGAACGUUUUAAAAUUCAAGUAUCUCAUCACAAAUCCGUGUAAGACACGAUCCUGACAUUUAAAACAUUCUCAUCAGGGAACUGGGAGUCUGAGGUCUGUUGUCACAUGGAGGUAUCACUGAGGGCCCCAGUGGGGAUCAGAAAGGGACGGGACGGAUCAGCUGGUCUAACCUCCUACUCUGGGGGUCACCGACCUUAGGUCACCCAGGGAGCAGGUGACUGCUAAGGCAGGUCCUCGGGUUGCCAGGCCAGCUCACUUUCCCCUCCUGAACUGAGGUGUGAAAUUUUUUUUUUUUUUUGCUUUUCAUGUAUUGUGUUAAGCCGAUUGGUAGUUUGACAAAUUUGUAAGCCAAAAUAAUUUUUGCAAAAUUCUCAGUCUAAAGUUCUGUGUGGCCCCUAGGACAAAUAAUCAGGUUCAUCAGUGUCUAUUCCCAUUUUUUAGUUGAGAUUUUGCAGAAUUUGUGUGAUUUUAAGGCACCAACAGAAUCAAUAAUCCACUGUACCAAGCUGUAAAUAAUUGAGCUGGGCAUGACAUUUAUAUGGUUUCCUUAGAACUCCAGUCCGACUCUAUCAGUGAAGACCUAAGUCAGCUAAUUAUGAAGUUGGUUGUCAGACAAAGCCAGGACCUCUUGUUACACUGCCGUUGGGCACCUGUGAAAUGUGGACGACGUGCAAAAGAGAGGACACAAGCUCAGCUCUUCAACUUGUGUCAGUCAGACUUCGUGGGAAGGCCUUAGAAAACUCCUCGCUUCUACGUCCAUGUUUACCUCAAGGGCAUUUGGAGUCUGUUGUAUAACUGAAAAGAAGGUCACUGUGGUCAGCAUGCAUGAAGGAAUUCUGCAUGUUAUUAAACCAUUGGCAUCAGUCUUUGGUUUUAAAAAUAAUUAAGAAUCAAAUUAUGUCUUAGCUAA